ACAACUCUACCCCUCUUGUUAAAAAAGAAAAAGAAUCUAAAAAAGAAAACGCCUCCUCCAUUGCGUUGCGCUGCGCCCACGCCGCCGCCGCCGCCAGAGCGUGGAGGUAAGCCAUGGAGGCGUCUCCCCGCGGCCGCCUCCUCGCCUUCGCGCCCACGCUCCACCUCCUCCUCCGCGCGCUCUGGGUAGCCGGCGUCCUCAACAUCGCCAAGGACGUCGUGCACUGCGCCCGCCUGCAGAGCACCACCUCCGUCCUGGACGACCACCGCUGCAACCUCUCCCUCUCGUUCGCGCUCGCCAUGCUCUUCAUCUCGCUGCUCGGCCGGAGCAUCCUCCGCCGCAGCGACGCCAAGGCGGAGGCGGAGCUUGGAGGAGGUGAAGAAGACGGCGACGAUGUGCUCCCCGAGAAGGCGUCUUCUUCCCCGGAGACGCAUCCCCGUGCUCACUGGAUGCUCCAGGGGUGGUCGCCGCGUGAUGUGGAGGUCGGAUUCGUGAUGGGGCUCGCCUUCCUCCCCUACCUCUGGAUCACCAUGCUCGUCUCGCUCUUCCUGCUGGUGCCGCGGCUGCAUCCGCCCCCACCUGCUGAAAGGGGGGUUCCUGUGGUGGAGCUGCUCGGUGACCUCAUGGUCCAUGUCGGGUGCCUCUGCGUCUCCAUCAACCUGUGCAGCCUUGGCGUCCCGUACGCCAUGCUCAGGCUGACGAAGGCGCUCGACGCCAAGGAUGGAGACGCAUGGAUACUCUAAUUGGGUGAUUUGUUACAACAGCGCGUGGUGGGGGUGGUGCGGGAGGCGUGGGCGCCUGAUUUUUUUUCUCUCCCCAUUGGGUGCCCGAUGGGGAAGAUUUUCCAUGCUACACAUACGUUUUUUUGGUACGAUCUUGUUACGAUAAGACGUAACGGCACAGACAGCAGGGGAACCUAACAUGAGUGCAUGACGCACGCGUAAGCGGCAGUCCAAGCGUGCUCAUGUGCCCUAAAGCCCAAUUCACCUCUAACUUUACGUUCACUACUCUAAACCCUAAACAUGACAUUCCCUAUUCCAUCUUUCAUGUUCUGAUCUAAUCUGCAAGUCUGAAACUAAUCCAAUAGCAUGCGCCAUCGAAGACAAAGGUAUGCCAUCUUAUUUACUUGAUUUCCUUUAGCUUCACAAUCAUCUUUUCUGGUACAUUAAUCUCUCUCUCUCUCUCUCUCUCUUUCUUUUUUGUUCCUGGGCAAUGUUCAUGGCCAUGAAAUGCUUUCUUUAUUAUUAUGGAUUUAAUCUGAAAUUUUCCAUUGCAAAACAUAUGCCAUUAUUUUUAAUUUAAUCUGAAACUAUGGUUGACACUAUCACUGUCCAAGGUGCAAGGAACAUAUUUGUAUGCGUAAUUUGCUUAACCUGCCACAUGAUAAAUUCAAUGUUUAGUGCUAAGUACAAUUACUAUACACAGUAAGAUAUUAGGAAGAAGAUUGAGAUUGCUUAAGAUAUGAUUGAAAAGAAGAUUGCUUUGGUUGGGUGUGCAAGCAAGCCAACGAGAUAGCAGGUCAGGACGUCAGGAGCUUGGGCUAUGGAUAUGGGAUCAGCAGUGAAGGAGGGAUCCGUUUGAUCGUACAACCAUCGUACGUAUAGCAGCGCUGUUUGAUUAAUUGAACAAAGAUUACAUAUACAUGUGAUGUGAAUGCUGAUUGCUGAA
Messenger RNA from Oryza sativa Japonica Group (Japanese rice), 1668 nucleotides. RefSeq lists its product as uncharacterized. Lineage: Eukaryota; Viridiplantae; Streptophyta; Magnoliopsida; Poales; Poaceae. The record is from RefSeq and is a predicted model, not a curated record.